UUUUGUGCAGGACCAAACUGACAUUUCCGGACAUUUCGGACAUCCUACAGCCGGCUCUGUGUGUGCUUUUUGCAUCAAACAUUUCAUUGCAUUUUCCAGCAUUUUCCCAUGAUUGAGUGGACUUUUUCCCUCGCCACGGGCAUCAUAGCACUCACAGUGACCAUUUGGUAUGUGGUGAGGUACCUCCUGAUUCACGACGUUGUCUACAUUCAGGGUAGACCGAGGCACAGUUGGAAGUCAUCAAAGCUCCUGGACAGAGGAUGCUACUGCUCUGUCUGUGAGAUUCUCCUGGUGUCCACGGGACGCUUCUGUGACAGCUGUGGGGUGUGUUCGCAUCCGGAAUGCAUAAAAGGGGCUGAGAAGCUGUUCAAGUGCAAGGAGAAGCACUCAAAGGAGGAUCGUCCGUCGCGGCACAAGUGGACAAAGGGAAAUUUACCGCUCAAUAGAAUCUGCUCGGCAUGCCGGAAGGACAUGGAUGCUGUCCAUGGGCCCGGUCUCUGCGGAUUCCGGUGCAUCUGGUGCCAAAUGUGUGUUCACACAGCCUGUUUCCCACGGAUGAGUGAAGACUGUGAUUAUGGUGAAUUUCGCGAUUUAAUAAUCCCACCGAAUUGUAUUGAUGCCGUACGACGGCGUGGGAGUGCCAAGUUACUGCUGAAGAGCAUAAAGGCAGCACCAUGGCCAACAUGGAAGCCCCUCAUUGUCAUUGCAAACGUCAAAUCCGGCAGUAGUCGUGCCGAUGAUAUUCUCUCCGUUUUCCGUGGAGUCCUCAAUCCCCUGCAAGUGGCCGAAAUGUCUCGCACGGGCCCUCAAGAUGCCCUCCAGUGGGUGGCACGUAUCAGCCCCAAGCCCUGCCGGGUUCUCGUGGCUGGAGGGGAUGGCACAAUCGGUUGGGUAAUGAAUACCCUCUUCUCAAUGGCCGUGGAGUCUUUUCCGGAGAUCUGUGUCCUUCCCCUGGGCACAGGGAAUGAUCUUUCGCGUGUCCUCAAUUGGGGUUCUGAGGCCCCGGACACAAUAGAUCCCAUUGAGUUCCUGCAGCAAGUACAGCGUGCCGAAGUGGCGAAGCUCGAUCGGUGGGUGCUGGAAAUUGCAGGAGCAUCCUCGAGGAUUCCCCUGAAGAGACUCUUGCGGCGCAAUGUCUUCAUGUACAACUACUUCAGCGUCGGAGUAGAUGCGCAGGUCUCGCUGAAUUUCCACCGUGCACGGGAGAGUCAAUUUUACAUGCUGAGCAGUCGUUUGAUCAACAAGAUGCUCUAUCUCUGCUUUGGGACGCAUCAGGUUGUCGUUCCGGACUGUGUGGGUUUGGACAAGGAGCUAGAGCUCUGGUUGGACGACGAGAAGAUCGAACUGCCUGAGCUUCAAUCCGUUGUAUUCCUCAAUAUUGAUUCUUGGGGCGCUGGAGUGAAGCUCUGGGAAAUGAGCAGAGAUGAAGAUGAGUCAGCCGUGAAUAGCUUUGGUGAUGGGAUAAUUGAAGUUCUGGGCAUUGUUUCCUCCUUUCACAUUGCCCAACUACAAGUUGGUCUCAGUAAACCCAUUCGCUUGGGUCAGGCGCGGACUGCACGGGUUCGGCUCCUCAAAACGUGCCCCGUGCAGGUGGACGGUGAACCGUGGGAGCAGACACCGUGUGAGAUUGUCAUCAAAUGCACCGACCAGGCCACUGUAUUGAAGAGGAAGAAUUAAGGAGAAUUCCCCUCUAGAAUCAACCAGCACUGUGUACUUCAAAAUGUGAUCUUUCUUUCGGAAUCUCAAGUUUUAUUUGCGAAUUUAUUGUAUUAAAAGAAAAUAUUAUUUAUUGGUAUUGUCCAUGGAUGGUUAGUUAGAAUAAAAAUUAGACUGCUUAAAAAGAA
Molecule: messenger RNA, 1844 nt
Organism: Lutzomyia longipalpis
Lineage: Eukaryota; Metazoa; Arthropoda; Insecta; Diptera; Psychodidae
Gene: Dgkepsilon
Product: diacylglycerol kinase epsilon
Exons: 4
Coding region: 109-1677 (522 amino acids)
Molecular function (GO): ATP-dependent diacylglycerol kinase activity
Source: RefSeq, a predicted model, not a curated record